AUGUUAAAAAUAAACUUUUUUCCGCUUUUAUUUGUAAAACGUACAAUAUAUCAUGCUAUAAAAUCAAUUAAUGAGUCGCCUACUUUAUAUUCAAUACCAUCGGCUAGAAUAUCAUCCGGUCAAAUGCAAGCUUGGAUUAUUUAUUAUUAUGGUGAUAAUCAACAAUUUACUCUCUCAGAUAGUGUACAAGUGCCAAUAAUACUUUCACCAAAAGAUGUUCUUAUUAAAGUUUUAUCAAGUAGUAUUAAUCCCAUAGAUAUUCGAAGACGAGAGGGUUAUGGUGGUAGAUUAAUUGACACAUAUCAAUCAAUGAAAAAUAUUUUACAAUUAGGAGGUAAUCAAUUAAAUAAAUUACAAUUUCCUCUUAUAUUAGGUCGUGAUUUUUGUGGAGAAAUUAUACGAAAAGGACCAAAAGUAACAAAAUUCAAUAUUGGAGAUAAAGUUUAUGGAGCUUUAAAUGUUACACGACAGGGCAGUUUUGCUCAAUAUUGUUCUGCUGGAGAAGAUGAAAUUUGUUUAAAACCAAAUAAUAUAUCAGAUGAAGAAGCAUCUGCAUUACCACUUGUUUCAUUAACAAGUUGGUGUGCUAUUCGAAAAUUUAGUGGUUUUAAUGAAGAAAAUUCUUUCGGAAAACGUGCAUUACUCAUUGGUGCUAGUGGUGGUGUUGGUCAUAUAGCAACUCAAUUAUUAAAAAAUCUUGGAAUGGAAAUAACUGCCUUAUGUAGGUCAGAUUCUUUUGAUUAUAUUCGACAAAUAGGUGCUGAAGAUGCAGUUAAUUAUCGUCAAAAAGAUUGGUUUGUUGAAUUAAGCCGAAAACCAAAAUAUGAUUUCAUUUUUGAUACCGUCGGUCCCCGAUAUUAUACUUUUGAAUUUAUGAGUUCGUUAUUAAAUCGAGGUGGGACAUUUGUUACAAUAGUUACACCAAUUUUUCGUAAUGUUGACAAAUAUGGUCUCAUUUCUGGUCUUUCACGUACAGCAUAUCAAGCUACGAAACAAACUUUAACUGGAUGGUCAAAUGGUAUUAAUUAUCGAUGGGCAUAUUAUUCAGCUGAUGGAAAUGUUCUGAAUGAAAUAAAAAAACUUGUCGAACAAAAUAAAUUAAAAAUUAAAAUUGAUUCAAACAAAUUUUCAUUUGAAAAUAUUCCUGACGCUAUAUCUUAUGUUGAAAAUGGCCAUGCAAAAGGCAAAGUUGUAAUUCAGUAUAGCAGUUUUCGAUAA
Rotaria sordida is the source of this 1218-nucleotide messenger RNA. NCBI's taxonomy places the organism in Eukaryota, Metazoa, Rotifera, Eurotatoria, Philodinida, Philodinidae. The record is from the annotation of a GenBank genome assembly.